UUCCUCUGAGCAGCAGGUCCCUGGAAGCAGCCAGACUGUCACUGACUGCUGCUAGCACAUGUUCGCUCUCAGCUCGGCACUUUCUUCAGUAGCUGCCAAGAGAGGAGGAGGAGGAGGAAAAGUGAGGCUGGAAGAAACAGACUGAAACACAGAUAGAGAACAGAAAGAGAGAGAGAGAGAGAGACUUGGACCAACCUGUGACUGCUUGCCUCUGCCUGGCUGACUGUGUGUGUGUGUGAGACUGGAGGGAGACUACAAGUGAUGCCUCACACAGUCCCGAGCAGCACAUAGCCAGGACUUUGCUCAGCUUUCUUUGUCCCCCCUAUACACCCCCUCUUUCUGUUUCAAUGAUGAGAAGAGAUCGCAUCUUACUAGCUGUGACCCUCACGGCCGUCUUCUCCGCCGACCUCUAUUUCAUCCUCUUGCCGAAGCUGCGGAGCAAGGGCCUGACAUCGGGACACUCCUGCUCAUGUGGCGCCAACAAACUCACCCUCCCCCAACAGGGGGGUCUGGCCACGCCGCAGCUCUCCAACUGGACUUCUGCACCACUCCUGGACGGCACCACGUCUGAGCCUGCAUACGGAGGCUCAAAGCUGGUGAGGCUUUUCUCUCACCCUCUAUACAACAUCCAGACUCCGGCGCUGGGGCCAGAAGAGAGACUGCUGCAGGUGGAACAGCUGAUUGACUACUACAGGAGGAAGGUGUCGCACUGGGAAAGACACAUGAAGCUCUACAGUGAGGCAGCGGCUCUGGCUAACAUCACCGUGACUAAGCAUGAGGUGACCUACGACCCUGAUGCCAGCUGGCUGAAGUUCCACCUGGGAAUAAACCGCUAUGCUCUGUACUCCCGUGAUGACCCUACUGUCCUUCAACUUAUCAAGGACAUGCAGAGCAUGACAGUUAUCAGUGCAGAUUACACUCAAGAUGAGAAAGCCCUAAAAGGAGCGUGUGAUUGCACCCAAGUGGUGAAGCCCAGCGGACAUCACCUGAAACUGGCCCUGAAAAUGCGCAACCUAGCUAAAGCCAUGUUUAAACCAAUGAGGCAGCAGAGGGAUGAGGAGACUCCAGAAGACGUCUUCUAUUUCGUUGACCUGCAGAGACACAAUGCAGAGAUUGCUGCUUUUCAUCUGGACAGGAUCCUAGACUUCCGGAGAGUUCCUCCAGUGGUUGGCAGGCUGGUGAACAUCACAAGUGAAGUCCUAAAAGUAACCCAAAAUGAAGACCUACGAGCUGUGUUCUUCACCUCCCCUGCAAACAACACCUGUUUCUUUGCCAAGUGCCUGUAUAUGUGCAAGACAGAAUAUGCAGCGUGCGGGAGCCCCGACCUGCUGGAGGGCUCCCUGUCCGCCUACCUGCCGGGCCUCAGCAUUGCUCCCCGCAUCUCCAUCCCCAGCCCAUGGAUGCGUUCCUACACCUUCACCGGACGGGAGGAGUGGGAAGUGAAUCCUUUCUACUGCGACACAAUAAAGCAGCAGUACCCCUAUAACUCAGGAAACAGGCUCCUAAACAUCAUAGACAUGUCCAUCUUCGACUUUCUCAUAGGGAACAUGGACAGACACCACUAUGAGAUUUUUACCAAGUUUGGGGAUGAAGGCUUCCUUCUUCACUUGGACAAUGCCAGAGGGUUUGGGAAGCACGCUAAAGAUGAGCUGUCCAUCCUGUCUCCACUGUCCCAGUGCUGCAUGAUAAAGCAAUCCACACUGCUGAGGCUGCAGCUCCUGGCCCAAUCAGAGUUCAGGCUCAGCGAUGUGAUGAGGGAGUCCCUGCAGGAAGACUCUUUAAGGCCCAUCCUGACGGAGCCCCACCUGUUGGCCCUGGACCGCAGGUUGCAGAAGGUUCUCCGAGUGGUCCACCGGUGUGUCCGGAGGCUGGGCAAAGACGAAGUGAUCACUAAGGACUUUGUUAAAUCCACAGUGACUCCCAAGGCUGCCACAGACGGGACGAUGCAAAGGUAACAGAGGAUGCGCUCGGCUUCUGGCUGCUCGGGAAGAGACUCGUAAAAAUAAGACUCAAUAUAUUUUUAGGAAAAAGCCAUGAGUCUUCAUCACAGAAGGAAGGAAUCUCUGACACCUUCACAUGUUUAAAUAAAGACCCUGUUUUUCUUUUCUUUUUUUUUUAAUGAAAUAAAAUGAAGCUUUGUGAGUGGAAACUAACAGCAUCUGAUACGUAGAGCCACCAUUGGCGUUAGUAUUUAUGAGGCAGAGCUGCGAUGCACUGGAUCAGCUGUUUUUUUAAAUGAUUGUUGGUUUACACUGUGGCUGUGGAAAGAAAGCUCUGCGUGUCCGUGACAUAUAAUCAGAAAAUAAAGUCUUUAUGUGAUGACUCUGCGAGUUCUGAGGAGAAGUUAUCACCUUAGAGCGGCAGACUGUGUGUGUGCGCGCUCAGACAUAUGUUUGUGAGAAAAGUGCUACCUAUUAAACAGCCACUUAGUUUACUCCA
Oreochromis niloticus (Nile tilapia) is the source of this 2439-nucleotide messenger RNA. It is a transcript of the gene fam20a, whose product is annotated as FAM20A golgi associated secretory pathway pseudokinase. Gene Ontology annotation, molecular function: protein serine/threonine kinase activator activity. Gene Ontology annotation, cellular component: Golgi apparatus. The record is from RefSeq and is a predicted model, not a curated record. Lineage: Eukaryota; Metazoa; Chordata; Actinopteri; Cichliformes; Cichlidae. Gene Ontology annotation, biological process: enamel mineralization.